This is a messenger RNA of Nezara viridula (southern green stink bug), 1347 nucleotides long. The record is from the annotation of a GenBank genome assembly. Lineage: Eukaryota; Metazoa; Arthropoda; Insecta; Hemiptera; Pentatomidae.
UUGAAAGUACUUUUAAAGUGUUGACGUGAACAGUAUAGGAAUACCAGGUCUAAGAGUGGAUCGAUAUAGGGAAUUAAUCAUCUUACAAAGUAUAAUGAAGAUCGUUUUUUUAAUAACCGUAUGUUUCGGCCUGACAGCAGCUGAUUCGCCAAUAAGCGAACAGUGGAAAUCAUUUAAGGCAGAGCAUAAAAAAAAGUACGCUAGUGCCUAUGAAGAAAAUUUAAGAAUGUCUAUAUUCAGGGAAAAUAUAAAGGAGAUUGAAGAGCACAAUGCCAAAUACGCAAAGGGUGAAGUUGCAUAUAGUUUGAAGAUUAACAAAUUUGGAGAUUUGAGUCCAGAAGAGUUUUCUGCUAAAUUUAACGGUUACCAAAAGAACUCGCCAACGACCAACAGCAACCUCGGCCAGAAGUUCGAAUACCCAUUGAAUGCGAAUUUACCGAACUCGAUGGACUGGAGGAACAUAGGAGCAGUGACAGCAGUCAAAAGCCAAGGUACUUGUAACGGAUGCUGGUCAUUCAGCGCGACCGGAGCGAUGGAGGGACAACUGUUCAUUAAUACCGGGAACCUGAUAGCCCUCAGCGAACAACAGCUCAUCGACUGCUCCUCUUUCUACGGCAACAAGGGAUGCAAUGGAGGCAGGAUGGAGAGUGCUUUCCAGUACCUCAAGGAAGCGGGCGGCAUCGCCAGCGAGAACAACUAUCCUUUCCUUGGGAUGGAUGGGAAAUGUAUCUUCUCAAACAACCUCAUCGUCAAUGGAACCAAGGUUACUUCCUACACCGAGUUACCUGAUGGCGACGAGGAUGCUCUUAAAGCAGCAGUGGCUACCGUAGGUCCGGUGUCUGUCGCUGUGAAAGCUGGUAGCAGAAAAUUUAUGUAUUACGAAAAAGGCAUUUUGACGAGUGAUGGGUGCGGUACUCAACUCACCCACGCAGUUCUGGUCGUGGGAUACGGAACAGAAUCCAACGUGGAUUUUUGGAUUGUCAAGAACUCCUGGAGUACUAAAUGGGGAGAAGAUGGAUACGUAAGGAUAGCAAGGAACCAAGGUAACGCCUGCGGACUGGCCACCUUUCCCAGCUACCCAACUCUGGAGAAGUCAGCGAGCGGCAACAAAACUACAGUGGCGCCACCUACGGGCAAACCGACACCCACAAAUGCGGGGAUUGCAGUCCUCUCUUCAGAGAAUCUGCUUCUUGCCUGUUUGUUUUUUAUUUACUCGGCAAUAAAAAUUGGAUACAUUUAAUGUUCCUGUAAUUUUGUUUAAGGAUUUUACUGUUAACCUUAACUGUAAGAUAUAUAUAAAUUGAUUGAUUUAAAUCAAUAGGAUUUGUAAUAAAGAUAAUUUGAUGU